Messenger RNA from Gorilla gorilla gorilla (western lowland gorilla), 6982 nucleotides. Its product is annotated as P2Y purinoceptor 8. Lineage: Eukaryota; Metazoa; Chordata; Mammalia; Primates; Hominidae. The record is from RefSeq and is a predicted model, not a curated record. Gene Ontology annotation, cellular component: plasma membrane. Gene Ontology annotation, molecular function: G protein-coupled purinergic nucleotide receptor activity. The coding region runs from base 313 to 1392 and encodes 359 amino acids. The transcript has 2 exons. Gene Ontology annotation, biological process: positive regulation of Rho protein signal transduction; phospholipase C-activating G protein-coupled receptor signaling pathway.
AGUCUGCAGAUGACAGAUCGCAGCUAAGAGCAGCUUGCUGGGUCUCUGGAGGCUGCUGGUGUCUGUCUCAGGGUGCGGUGCAGGCACAGCCAGUGGGAUUUUUUUCCCAGCAGAGCAGAGAGCUGGCCCUCCACUCCUGCUCCUGUGCGGAGCUCACUCCCAUAGGGCAGCCGCCUCUGGACCAGGAGGAGGGUCCCCCAGGACCCCUUGCCUAGCUUGACGGCUGCUCAGACAAGCACCAUCAGACCAGCAUCACCCAGGACGUCUGCCCUCCCUGCAGCCACCAUUAGCCCGGGCGAGGACCCCUCCAGGAUGCAGGUCCCGAACAGCACCGGCCCGGACAACGCGACGCUGCAGAUGCUGCGGAACCCGGCGAUCGCGGUGGCCCUGCCCGUGGUGUACUCGCUGGUGGCGGUGGUCAGCAUCCCGGGCAACCUCUUCUCUCUGUGGGUCUUGUGCCGGCGCAUCGGGCCCAAAUCCCCGUCGGUCAUCUUCAUGAUCAACCUGAGCGUCACGGACCUGAUGCUGGCCAGCGUGUUGCCUUUCCAAAUCUACUACCAUUGCAACCGCAACCACUGGGUAUUCGGGGUGCUGCUUUGCAACGUGGUGACCGUGGCCUUUUACGCAAAUAUGUAUUCCAGCAUCCUCACCAUGACAUGUAUCAGCGUGGAGCGCUUCCUGGGGGUCCUGUACCCGCUCAGCUCCAAGCGCUGGCGCCGCCGUCGUUACGCGGUGGCCGCGUGUGCAGGGACCUGGCUGCUGCUCCUGACCGCCCUGUCCCCGCUGGCGCGCACCGAUCUCACCUACCCGGUGCACGCCCUGGGUAUCAUCACCUGCUUCGACGUCCUCAAGUGGACGAUGCUCCCCAGCGUGGCCAUGUGGGCCGUGUUCCUCUUCACCAUCUUCAUCCUGCUGUUCCUCAUCCCGUUCGUGAUCACCGUGGCUUGUUACACGGCCACCAUCCUCAAGUUGUUGCGCACGGAGGAGGCGCACGGCCGGGAGCAGCGGAGGCGCGCGGUGGGCCUGGCCGCGGUGGUCUUGCUGGCCUUCGUCACCUGCUUCGCCCCCAACAACUUCGUGCUCCUGGCGCACAUCGUGAGCCGCCUGUUCUACGGCAAGAGCUACUACCACGUGUACAAGCUCACGCUGUGUCUCAGCUGCCUCAACAACUGUCUGGACCCGUUUGUUUAUUACUUUGCGUCCCGGGAAUUCCAGCUGCGCCUGCGGGAAUAUUUGGGCUGCCGCCGGGUGCCCAGAGACCCCCUGGACACGCGCCGCGAGAGCCUCUUCUCCGCCAGGACCACGUCCGUGCGCUCCGAGGCCGGUGCGCACCCUGAAGGGAUGGAGGGAGCCCCCAGGCCUGGCCUCCAGAGGCAGGAGAGUGUGUUCUGAGUCCCGGGGGCGCAGCUUGGAGAGCCGGGGGCGCACGGAGAGGCCACGGUGCCAGAGGUUCACGGAGAACAGCUGCGUUGCUCCCAGGCACUGCAGAGGCCCGGUGGGAAAGGGUCUCCAGGCUUUAUUCCUCCCAGGCACUGCAGAGGCACCGGUGAGGAAGGGUCUCCAGGCUUCACUCAGGGUAGAGAAACAAGCAAAGCCCAGCAGCGCACAGGGUGCUUUGUUAUCCUGUAGAGGGUGCUUCUGCCUCUCUGUGUCAGGGGACAGCUUGUGCCACCACGCCCGGCUAAUUUUUGUAUAUUUUUAGUAGAGCCGGGCUGUCACCCCCGAGCUCCUUAGACACUCCUUCUCACACCUGUCCACACCCGAGGGUGGAUAUUCAACCAGCCCCACCGCCUCCCCAACUCGGUUUCUGGAUAUCCUCCCUGGGCUACCUGCGAGCCCCAUUCCCAGCUCUUCUCCCUGCUGACAUCGUCCCUUAGUUGUGGCUCUGGCCUUCUCCAUUGUCCUCCAGGGGUUCUGGUCUCCGUAGCCUGGUGCACGCCGAAAUUUCUGUUUAUUUCACUCAGGGGCACUGUGGUUGCUGUGGUUGGAAUUCUUCUUUCAGGGGAGCGCCUGGGGCUCCUGCAAGUCAGCUACUCUCCGUCCCCACUUCCCCCCCAACACACACCCCACCCUGUUGCUGACCAAGGUGAUUUUUGGCACAUUUGUUCUGACCUGGCUUGGUGGGACCCCACCCCUAUUCUGCUUCUGUGAGUCCCUGAUAGAGAAGGAGGUCCCAUCAGGCCCCUGGAACACACUCAGGCCUCCCAGACUCAGGACAAGGACCAUGGGAGGCCCAGGUGUGGAAAGGAGGCUCCGUGAGAUGGGGUCCAGCCCAUCCCAACCCAAGGGUGCAGCUUGAUUCGGGAGUUCCCCACCUCCUGCCCAUUCUCCGCGUCCUUUUACCCCAUGGGGAGCCUCAGCCAUGGCAAGUCCAUCUGGAGUCCAGGGAGCAGGCAACUGGCCUGACCCAUGAGACCGUUUGGAGACCAGGCAGCAGAUGCAGGUGUGGACCCCAGGAACCUAUAGGGGUGUCAGCCGCUGAGCCCCCUCUGUGCUGUGUGGGUGGUGAGCAGGCUGGGUCUUUGUCUGUCUUCUUCUACACCGGAUGUGCCUGCACCAGCCCCAACACCUGAGCUGGUUUAGCGCAAAGAAGAGCUCUGACUCUCCAGGGGUGCUGGGACAUCAUGUGGAAUUGGAUUCCAGGCUCUCUUGGGCGAGAAAGACCAUUCUGGAGGUGGGAGUGGGAGAGCUGCCUGUCUGCCCAGGGGCUCUGCGUCUCCACAGUGGGUGGCCUUGGAUACCCGUCCCCUCCCUUUCUGUGCACUGGGGACGCUGAUGGAGGCUGAAGCUGCUGUUGGGAGGCCCUCUAUUGGUGCCUCUCUCCUGCCGUCAUCACUAUGGCAGGAAAACAGAGAUGGUUUAGUAAUGAAUUAUCAUUCCCAAACCCGUGUCCACCUGGAACAUCAGGAUGGGACCACGUUUGAAAAUCGGGUCUUUCCAAAUGUAAUUAAGUAAGGCGAGGCCAUCCUGCAUUUACAUUGGGCUCAAUCCAGUGUCCCUAUGAGAGACGGAAGAGGAGACACAGACACAAAGGAGGAGGCCACAUAAAGACAGAGGCAGAGACUGCAGUGAUGCUGCCCCAAGCCCAGGGAUGCCUGGAGUCCCCAGGAGCUGGGAGAGGCAGGAAGGAUCCUCCCCUAGAGUCUCUGGAGGGAACUGGAUACAAUUGCAGAGUGCACUAAACAGUUGCCCCAGAAAGACAUGCUUUGUUUUAAAGCCCAGAACCUGAAAUUAUUAUAGAUUUUAUUUGGUAAUAAGGAACUUUGCAUAUGUCAUUACUUAAGGAUAUGAAGAUGAGAUUGUGCUGGAUUAUUAAGCACCCUAAAUGCCAUGACAGGUGUCCUUCUAAGAGACAGAAGAGGAGACACAGACACAGAGCAGGAGGACACGUGGAGACGGAGGCAGAGACUGGAGUGAUGUGGCCAUAAGCCCAGGGACACCUGGAGCCCCCAGGAGCUGGGAGAGGCAGGAAGGAUCCUCCCCUAGAGCCUCCAGGGGGAACUGGAGGAUGAGUAAGAGACCCAGAACUUCCACAGAAGGAGGAAAAUUAACCUCCUGCUUCUCUAGACUGUUCCAAAGCUGAACCCUAGAAAGCAAAGCUGACACAGAAGCAUCCAGGCCGCAGGAGUACAGGUCGCAAGUGCUGAGCGUGGGCCUUGGGUGUGUCUCACGGGGGAAAAAAAAAACUGUGAAAAACCUCAGAGUAGCAUCUUCACAGUAACGCACGGACGAUCCCUAAACUGCCUUGUAAACAAAAAUGAGAGCUUGAGUCAGAGGAAGCCGAGACAAUAUCCUUCCUCGACAACAUGCGAGAACCCUGACGUCCCCCAGCAAAGGAAGACGUUGCAAGCAGGCAAAAUGCGUCGAUUUUUUUUUUUUUUUUGGUCAGUAUGAUUAUUUUUGCAGCCACUUGGCUAUGGAGAGCAGCCGACACCCCCUCUUACAGCCGUGGAUGUUUCCUGGAAGCUGACUCAGUCUGUUCACUGGCUGAGCUUUGAGUGAAAAGAUAACACAGGUCUAUUGACUCACACACAUGUUUUAAGAUGGAAAACUUUACUUCUGUUCUUGGCAGGACAUGGAGAGAGGGAGGGAUUCCAAAAAGUCUCAGCCUCCAUCAAGGCGUGGCGGCUUAUGCCGGUAAUCUCAGCACUUUGGGAGGCUCAGGCCGGAGGACUGAUUGAGUCCGGGUGUUCAAGGGCCAACCUAGGCAACACAGUGAGAACUCAUCUCUGUAAAAACUAAAAAUAAAACAUUAAAAAAACCAUGAGCUUUGAAGCUGCUUCUAUUUUUUCCCAGGGCACAGGGCAGAUGUGUUUCUGUCUCUGAUUUCUGCAGGGCUUGCAUUUUAAACACACGUCCCAUUUUAUGCUGGAUCCAAUGUCUUAUCCUCUUCACAGGCUCCUUGUCUUGGUCCGUUUAUCCUGCUGGAAACAAACAAAAAAACAAACAAACAAAACACCAUUGCAUUACUCAGAGAUCGCUAGAGGGACAGAACUAAUAGGAUAGAUAGAUAGAUAGACAGAUAGAUAGACAGACAGAUAGAUGAUAGAUAGAUAGAUAGAUAGAUAGAUAGAAGAUAGAUUAGAUAGAUAGUAGAUAGAUUAGAUAGAUAGUAGAUAGAUUAGAUAGUAGAUAGAUAGAUAGAUAGAUAGUAGAUAGAUUAGAUAGUAGAUAGAUUAGAUAGAUAGUAGAUAGAUUAGAUAGGUAGAUAGAUAGUAGAUAGAUUAGAUAGAUAGAUAGUAGAUAGAUUAGAUAGUAGAUAGAUAGAUAGAUGGAUAGUAGAUAGAUUAGAUACAUAGUAGAUAGAUUAGAUAGAUAGUAGAUAGAUUAGAUAGGUAGAUAGAUAGUAGAUAGAUUAGAUAGAUAGAUAGUAGAUACAUUAGACAGAUAGGUAGAUAGAGAGUAGAUAGAUUAGAUAGAUAGUAGAUAGAUUAGAUAGAUAGAUAGAUAGAUAGUAGAUAGAUUACAUAGAUAGAUAGUAGAUAGAUCAGAUAGAUAGAUAGUAGAUAGAUUAGAUAGAUAGAUAGAUAGAUAGAUGAUAGAUAAUAGAUGGAUAGUUAUACAGACGAUAGAUAGAUGGAUACAUAGAUAAACAGAAUGGAUGGAUAGAUAGAUAACAGAUGAUAGCUAGAUAGAUGAUCGGUAGAUAAUGGAUACACAGAUGGAUAAUAGAUACAUAGACAACAUAAGAGGGGGGAUAAAUGAUAGAUGAGAUAGGUAGGUAGAUAAAAUAGAUAGAUGAUAGGUAGAUAGAAUAGAUAGAUAGAUGAUAGAUGGGUAGAUUGAUAGAUGAUAUAUCUAAUGAUAGAUGAUAGAUGAUAGAUACAUAGAUGAUAGAUUGAUAGAUGAUAGACAGAUGAAUGAUAGAUAAAUGAUAAUACUAAAUACAUAGAUGGAUAGAUUGAUAGAUGAUAGACAUACAAAUGAUAGAUACAUAGAUACAUAGAUGGAUAGAUAGAUAUAUAGAUAGAUGAUAGACACAUACAUACAUACAUACAGAUGGAUAGAUACAUAGAUAGAUGAUAGACAGACACAUACAUACAUAGAUGAUAGAUACAUACAUACAUAGAUGGAUACAUAGAUGAUAGAUAGAUACAUACAUACCUAGAUAGAUGGAUACAUAGAUGAUAGACAGAUACAUACAUAGAUGGAUAGAUAGAUAGAUGAUAGAUACAUACAUAGAUGGAUAGAUAGAUGAUAGAUAGACAGAUACAUACAUAGAUAUAUGGAUAGAUGAUAGAUACACACAUAGGUGGAUAGAUAGAUGAUACAUACAUACAUACAUACAUAGAUGGAUAGAUAGAUGAUAGACAGAUACAUACAUAUAUACACAGAUGGAUAGAUAGAUGAUAGAUAGAUACAUAGAUGAUAGACAGACACAUACAUACAUAGAUGGCUAGAUAGACAGAUGAUAGACAGAUACAUACAUAGACAGAUAGAUAGACAGAUACAUACAUACAUAGAUAGAUGGAUAGAUACAUAGGUAGAUGAUAGAUAGGCAGACAUAUACAUACAUACAUAGAUAGAUGGAUACAUAGAUGAUAGACAGAUACAUACAUACAUACAUAGAUGGAUAGAUAGAUGAUAGAUACAUACAUACAUAGAUGGAUAGCUACAUAGAUGAUAGAUAGAUACAUACAUACAUAGAUGGAUGAUAGGUAGACGAUAGAUUGAUAGAUGAUAGAUGAAUAUAUAGAUGAUGGAUAAAUGGAUAGAUAGAUGGAUAACAGACUGAUGAUGGAAAGAUAGACAGAUGGAUAGAAGAUAGAUAGAUAAUGGAUCGAUGAUGGAAAGAUAGAAAGAUGGGUAGAUGGAUAGAAGAUAGAUAGAUAGAUGAUAGAUAGAUAAUGGAUAGUUAUACAGACGAUAGAUAGAUGGAUACAUAGAUAAACAGAAUGGAUGGAUAGAUAGAUAAUAGAUGAUAGCUAGAUAGAUGAUAGGUAGAUAAUGGAUACACAGAUGGAUAAUAGAUACAUAGACAACAUAAGAGGGGGGAUAAAUGAUAGAUGAGAUAGGUAGGUAGAUACAAUAGAUAGAUGAUAGGUAGGUAGAAUAGAUAGAAAGAUAGAUGAUAGAUGGGUAGAUUGAUAGAUGAUAUAUCUAAUGAUUGAUGAUAGAUACAUAGAUGGUAGAUUGAUAAAUGAUGGAUAGACAGAUGAAUGAUAGACAAAUGAUAAUACAUAGAUACAUAGAUGGAUAGAUUGACAGAUGAUAGACAAAUGAUAGAUACAUAGAUGGAUAGAUAGAUGAUAGAUACAUACAGAUGGAUACAUACAUACAUACAUACAGAUGGAUAGAUACAUGGAUAGAUGAUAGAUAGAUACAUACAUAGAUAGAUGAUAGAUAUACAUACAUACAUACAUAGAUGGAUACAUAGAUAGAUGAUAGAUACAUACAUACAUACAUAGAUGGAUACAUAGAUGAUAGAUAGACAGAUACAUACAUACAUAGAUAGAUGGAUAGAUGAUAGAUACAUACAUAG